Hansenula ciferrii is the source of this 1320-nucleotide messenger RNA. RefSeq lists its product as uncharacterized. The record is from RefSeq and is a predicted model, not a curated record. The coding region runs from base 1 to 1320 and encodes 439 amino acids. The transcript has a single exon. NCBI's taxonomy places the organism in Eukaryota, Fungi, Ascomycota, Saccharomycetes, Phaffomycetales, Wickerhamomycetaceae.
AUGUCAACAGCAACUGCUAGUGAAGAGAUUGACCUGGGAGAAGAUUAUUAUAACAUUUUCGAUAUUACAGAGUCUCAAAUUAUCAUCUUUGAAUUCUUCAAGUAUUGUCACAUCAAACACAAAAUCUUCAAUGUAUCAGAAAUUGACUUCACUUUGUUUGAGAAAUUCUUGUAUGACACCUCUAGAACAUCCUUUAAAAGUGAUGUUGAUAAUGGCCUUCCUGAAAAAGAAAGAAAGUUGAAAAUUAGAAAUAGAAGAAAAGAUUUCAUUAAAAACCAAAAAUUAAUGUUCAAAAGUGUAAACAUCCAAUUGGGGACUAUUAUCAAGUUCAGUUCAGAGAAUGAAUCAAUUAAUGAGAAUGAAUCAAUUGAUGAACGUACUGAUCAACAAAAGGUAUACUUAGUUGACACUGAAAAAUUAAAAUCAUUUACCAAUUUGAACUUCAAACAAGUCUUUUUGAAUUUUUUAAAGUCAAGAUCCAAAAUUUCAAAUUAUUAUUUUACUAAUGGAUCAAAACAAUACAGAUUGAAGAUAGAAUUAGUUAGCUACUUACAGAAUAUACUUAGAUCAAGAGAAGGGAACAAUUAUCUAAAGAAUUCGGAAAUUAUUGUUAAUUUUUCUUUUGACAAGAUAAUUCACCUAUUGAACUUAUUAUACGUCAAUGAAAUCAAAGAAAAUGAAAACAACAAUGAAAUUGAACAUGAACAGUCAUCAAAUACAAAUCAAUUAGAGUCUGGUGAUGUUGAAAUGUCUAUAGAGAAAAUUAUCCAUAAUGAAGAAGUUACUGAUCUGCAAAAUAAAGAUUUAGCUGAAUUAAAAAAUAAAGAAUUAGAAUUAAUUGUUUCACAACAUGUUCAAGAAGCUAAUGUAAUUCUUGGUUCAACAACUAAUACACCAAGUUCAGUAGAUAAUGUUAAUGCUACCAAUUCCAUAACAAAGAAGAAUCAUCAUAAUGAAGAAUUAGUUACUGAUACAGAAUCACAAAAUAAUGGUGUUAUUGCAGCAGAUUUAGCUGAAUUAAAAAAUAAAGAAUUAGAAAUUAUUCCACAACAUGUUAAAGAAGCUAAUGUAAUUAUUGGUUCAGCAACUAGUAAUACACCAAAAUCAGUAAAUAAUGAAAAGUUCAGAGCUGAAACUGAUGAAUUAACCGAAGUUAAAACAGGUACCUCAAAUAAAAGAAGCUUAAAAGAUCAGGUAGAUUAUAAGAAAAAGCUUCAAAAAACGGUACCAGUACCUAAACCAUUACCUUCAUUUGUGACUGCAACAACCAAAGCGUCAAGACAAAGGGAUUUGGAAAAUGCUCGUCGUCGUAAUAAAUAA